UUUUAUGAGAAUGUUUUCAAAAUGUUAUUCAAUGAGAGAUAAUUUCAAAGACAUGCAAACGGAAUGAUUGGAUGUUAUUAUAAGAUUAUAUUUCAUCAAUAGUUUAGGUAAGCCUUCAAACGUCAAAAUUCCCAACUUUUCACUCGUAAUACUCGCGAAACCAAUGAAUACUUCGGUAUAUAAUAAACCGAUAAAUGAUUUAUUAGUGCGAAAGCAAACGACAGAAGGAAAUACAAGAAUUGAAUCAACGAUUUAAAGGCCGAACUUGACAUCCUUUGCCAAAAUGCUCAUCCAUUCGCUCCCUAUCUUCACAUUCAGUACACGUUAUUGGGAUAGAGAGGGAGAGAUCCAAAGGGAGGGAUAGGUGUGAAUGUAUUGAGACAUUCGGCAGUUAUUUAAUCAUUGCAUUUAAAAAUAUGAUUUGAGAGCAAAUUCUGAUUGAAUUCAAGGCUGACGAGAGCUGAAGGCGAUAUCGGAUGGGAUGAUGGGAUGGGUGUUGUACCUCAACGAAGAGAGUAUAGUUAAUACUCUCUAAAUGGACAUCACUAUAGGCUGCGAAGGAAUUGUCUGUCCUUCACCACACAAUUGUAUAAAAGACAGCAUUUAGUCGUCUAUUCAAUUACUACAACCUUUUGCUCAUUUCUAUUCACAUAUUUGUUUGCAAAGCAAAUCUUAACGCAAAUCUUUCAAACAUGAAAGCAGUCGCACUCAUCGUUUUUGGAUUAAUCGCUUGCGCGAGCGCUGGUAUCCUCAGCCCAUAUGUGGGAUAUUCCGGCUAUUACGCGGCGCCGACAGUCGUGUCCCGCACUUACACCUCACACCCGGUUGUGUCGCGCGCUUACGCCGCUCCGUACGUGUCGUCCUAUGUCUCGCCGUAUGUCUCGUCGUAUGCCUCGCCGUACGUGUCAUCGUAUGUGUCGUCACCGUAUGUCAGAAGCUAUGUGUCGGCGCCAUACGUGGCCGCACCCGUCGCUUAUAGCUCGGGCUAUUCCUACUCGCCGUACUCCGCCUAUAAUUAUCUCCUCAAGAAAUAAAUGACCACAAAAUGAAUGUUAACUUUGAUUCUCGACACCAUAUUUGACUCUUUUAUUGAUAAGCUUUAGGCUUUCAAUUUGAAAA
Messenger RNA from Medioppia subpectinata, 1119 nucleotides. The record is from the annotation of a GenBank genome assembly. Lineage: Eukaryota; Metazoa; Arthropoda; Arachnida; Sarcoptiformes; Oppiidae.